CAUGGCGCCUCACCUGCUCCUCUGAGGCCAUCAUGGCUCCGAGGAGCUCCUGCGAACCUGAACGGAGGCAGAAAGCAGGAAGUGAUCAGAGGAGACCAGCAGCUGGACGCUGAGCUCCCUCACUCUGACCUGACAUCAGCUCAACACAUGCUAACGGCUAAUGCUAACCAUUAGCCGACAUCAGAGGGGGAUUCUCUGCUGACGUCACUGCCGUACCUGACCACCACGUCCGCCGCGAGACCCGCUUUAGUAGCAGCGAAGUUGGAAAGAAGCUGCAUGGAGGCGGAAAUACGAUCAUUUUAAAGAUAUAAGGAGAAAUAAUUCAUAGCACCUCAGAUGGUCACCAUGGCGACCAUUCUCCCUGUCAUCUGCUCUCUGCUCUUCGCUGCCCUGGAUGGCGUCAUCAGCACCGUCCUGUACACCAUGGGGACCCCACCGUCCACCUUCACACGAGAUGUUCUGGACUUUAACAUCCUGAGCUCAGUCCUGGACCUGUGGGGGACGGUGCUGCUCCGAGGGGCCCUCCUCCUGGGCGCCUCCAUGGGGGUCUCAUGGAACAAGGAGGAGGGCCCUCAGAGGGUCGCCCGGGUCGCCACCGUCGUUCUGCUCCUCUGCAUGGUUAUCAUCACCUACGCCUUAACCAAGCUGCUGAUGCUGAGCGAGCUGGAGGGGCCCCUGAGCCAGCGGCCGUGGCCCCUGAGCCUGAUCGCUUGGACCUGCGCCUCCUCACUGGCUGUGGUGAUGCUUUGGAAGCAGCUUGGGAGGAUCUGCAGCUCUGAGAGCCGGCGGGCCGUCAGCAACAGCCUCGGUGGAGGAGGACGGGUCUCUGAGGACACAGAGAAGCUGGUGGAGGCAGCUGAUGAAGAGGAGGAGGAGGGAGGAGGCAGGAAGGAGGAGGCAGGAGGCAGGAAGGAGGCGAGCAGCUCUAGGGCCACACUGGGACGGCUGCUCAGCUACUGCAGGAAGGAUUCAGGCCUCCUUUCUGUAGCCGUCCUCUUCCUGCUCAUCUCUGCAGUGUGUGAGGCCUUCAUUCCUUUCUACUACGGGAAGGCUAUAGACGGCAUCGUGGUUCAUCAGAGCAUGGAGUACUUUGCUAAACCCGUGGUUGCAGUGGCGUUGCUGGCUUUGGUCAGUUCGUUUGCCAUGGGCGUGCGAGGAGGAGUCUUCACCCUGACAUUUGCCAGAUUAAACCUCCGGCUCAGGAGCCGCCUCUUCAGAACCCUGAUGACGCAGGAAAUCGCCUUUUUUGAUGAAAACCACACCGGGGACAUCCUGUCACGCCUGUCAGCGGACACCACCCAGGUGAGCGACCUCAUCUCCCAGAACGUCAACGUCUUUCUGAGGAGCGCCAUCAAGGGCACCGGCUUCGUCAUCUUCAUGUUCAGGAUGUCCUGGAAGCUCACACUGGUCACCAUGAUGGCCUUCCCUUUCAUCGGCCUCGUCUCUAUGCUUUAUGGUGAAUAUUACAAGAAACUGACCAAAGAGGUGCAAACGGUCCUGGCAGAGGCUAAUAAGGUAGCAGAGGAGACCAUCUCAGCCAUGAGGACGGUGCGCAGCUUCGCCAAUGAGGGCGGGGAGGCCGACUCCUACUACGCCAAGCUGCUGCUCAUGUUCCAGCUCAACAAAAAGCAGGCCCUGGCCUACGCCUGCUACAUGUGGUCCAGCUGCAUAUCAGAGCUGGCUCUGGAGGUCGCUGUCCUCUACUAUGGAGGCCACCUGGUGCUCACCAAUCAGCUGAGCAGCGGCGGCUUGAUCUCCUUUUUCAUUUACAUGCUGGAGCUGGGCGAAUGUUUUGAGAGCAUCGCCUCGGUUUACACCGGCCUCAUGCAGGGGGUGGGAGCUGCAGAGAAGGUGUUUGAGUAUCUGGACAGGAAGCCUGAACAUCCAGCUGAGGGCACAGAGGCUCCAGACACCUGUGCUGGUCUGGUGGAGUUCAAAGACAUCACCUUUGCUUAUCCAACGCGUCCAGAGAUCGACGUCCUAAAGGAAGUGUCCUUCACUCUGCGGCCGCGGCAGGUGACCGCCUUGGUGGGGCCGUCCGGCAGCGGGAAAAGCUCCUGCGUGAGUCUGCUGGAAAAUUUCUACCUUCCUCAGCAAGGCCAGGUGCUGCUGGAUGGAAAGCCUGUUCAUGAGUUUCAGCACCAGUAUCUGCACUCCAAGAUUGCCCUGGUGGGCCAAGAACCCGUCCUGUUUGCCCGAACCGUCAGGGAGAACAUCACCUACGGACUGAGUGACGUCUCCAUGGAGGCCGUGGUGCAGGCCGCCACCAAGGCUAACGCUCAUGACUUCAUCAGCAGCCUCCCCAGAGGCUACGAGACGAGUGUCGGGGAGAAAGGCAUGCAGUUGUCUGGGGGACAAAAACAGAGGGUGGCUAUAGCAAGAGCUCUCAUCCGCCAACCCCGGGUCCUCAUCCUGGACGAGGCUACCAGUGCUCUGGAUGCUGAGAGCGAACACAUUGUCCAGCAGGCUUUGAACAACAUCAUGCAGGAGCACACGGUGCUGGUGAUCGCCCACCGCCUCAGCACAGUGGAAAAGGCAGACAACAUCAUCGUGAUCGACCGGGGCCACGUGGCGGAGCAGGGCUCCCACGCUCAGCUGAUGGCCGGCGGCGGCCUCUACUGCAAGCUGGUGCAGAGGCAGGUCCUGGGCAUCGAGACCGGGGCGGAGAUCCUAAACCCUUCAGAGAGCGUCCGCCGCACGACUGACGGCCGGCGCCGGCGGAGGGGGCAAAGCAGCAGCAGCAGCGGGAGCGAGUCAGAGUACAACAUGCGUUACUAAGACCGCUGCCGAGAGGAAACGUAGUCGCAUGAAGGAUAACCUAAGCUACUGUCACAGGAAGAGGGAGGAAACAAGCAGCUUCCAUUAAAAUCCUGAGUGGACUGGAACAGAGAUGGAAUGGAACGCUGCUUUAGAAGCUCGGUGGCGUUAAUAAAUCAAUCAAUGGUUCAUUACCGGGCUUCUGUAGAAACCUGUUUAUAUAUUGAGCUGCAUCCGAUCACAGAUGCUUGUUUCAAACUGUUUAUACUUGAAGGCAUCACAAAGCUGCAAUGGAUGCACUCUAGAUAUCAGCUUUAAAGGCAGAGAUAAGCUGCAGUCAGUUCACUGUUUGUGGAUGAUACCUCAACAUGCUGCCUAAGCGCUGUUUUUUUUUCUCAUGCAAAUUUUAUUGAGUUUUUUGGUUUGUAAAACAUACAACAGAUAUGUUAUGCCACACCGACCUUUUCAAGUUUACUUUACCGUUAGCCAGUUGAGAAAGGCAGACCACGUACUAUCAUACUGAUGCAUUUUACCUAGAAGACUGUAUGUCACUUUCUCAUAAGAAGCCAGUUUAAAGGAAUAGUACACCUAAAACAUGAUUAGCCUUCA
Cyprinodon variegatus (sheepshead minnow) is the source of this 3366-nucleotide messenger RNA. It is a transcript of the gene abcb9, whose product is annotated as ATP binding cassette subfamily B member 9. Gene Ontology annotation, biological process: transmembrane transport. The record is from RefSeq and is a predicted model, not a curated record. The transcript is spliced from 12 exons. Gene Ontology annotation, molecular function: ATP binding; ABC-type oligopeptide transporter activity; ATP hydrolysis activity. NCBI's taxonomy places the organism in Eukaryota, Metazoa, Chordata, Actinopteri, Cyprinodontiformes, Cyprinodontidae. Gene Ontology annotation, cellular component: membrane. The coding region runs from base 337 to 2778 and encodes 813 amino acids.